AAAAGAAGAACUUCUUUAAUAAAGGGUAGUUAUCUGCAAUCAUGUUGGUUUAUCAGGAUCUUCUUUCUGGCGACGAGCUUCUUUCUGACUCAUUCCCCUAUAAGGAAAUCGAGAAUGGCAUGCUGUGGGAAGUAGAAGGGAAGUGGGUUGUUCAAGGAGCAAUCGAUGUGAAUAUUGGGGCCAACCCUUCUGCUGAAGGUGCGGAUGCAGACGAAGUUGUUGAUGAUCAAGUUGUCAAGGUUGUCGACAUUGUCGACACCUUCAGGCUUCAGGAGCAACCCGCUUAUGACAAGAAGCAAUUUGUUGCAUAUGUGAAGAAAUAUAUCAAGAACUUGACACCUAAAUUGGAUUCAGAGAAGCAAGAAUUAUUCAAGAAGCACAUUGAAGGAGCUACUAAGUUUCUUCUUCCCAAGCUCAAAGACCUACAAUUCUUUGUUGGGGAGAGCAUGCACGACGAUGGAACAAUCGUGUUUGCAUAUUACAAGGAUGGUGCCACUGAUCCCACUUUUCUAUACUUCGCUUAUGGGUUGAAGGAGGUGAAAUGUUAAAAAGAAAUCGAAAUUUUUUCACUCUCAUCGAGUUAUAGCUUGAGUUGUUGGUAUAGUGUCAGUAUUCAGUUUUGAUGUUUUAUAGGUAAUUCGUAGCGAUUUUUGGUAGUAUAUAACUUAGGUUAAGCAUUAUAUACGACAAUUGUAUCCAAAUGGGGAUACGAGUUGAGUUGUACAA
Molecule: messenger RNA, 726 nt
Organism: Olea europaea var. sylvestris
Lineage: Eukaryota; Viridiplantae; Streptophyta; Magnoliopsida; Lamiales; Oleaceae
Product: translationally-controlled tumor protein homolog
Exons: 5
Coding region: 42-548 (168 amino acids)
Cellular component (GO): cytoplasm
Molecular function (GO): calcium ion binding
Source: RefSeq, a predicted model, not a curated record